AAACUUUUAAGAAAACAAUCAUGGCGCUGCCCUACAGUUAUUGUCGACAACUACUAAAACCUCAAAAAUUAGUCAAUGUCAAACAUGUUCUCAGUACAAAAAUAUGUGCAGAAUCGUCAAAUUUGUUUUCUUUCUGGACAAAGACAAGGCCUUCAGAAUUGUACAGAUUUCAGAGAACAGUCAGAAACUUUCAAACAAGACGCAAAUUAGAAGAUGUUAGACCGCAAAAUACAGGAUCCCCAUCUUUGCUGAAACCAUUAGUGUACACAGUUGGAGUGUGUGGGUGUAGUUUUGUUGUGGCAAUGGUGAUGAGCUAUGAAAAGAUGAGAAAAAUCUUCAAAGAUCUUCAUCAAGGGAAUAAAAAGGAAGCUAUAAAAACUCAUCAGAAAACAUUGAGCUUUAGAGAAAAUGCAAAUUCUAUGUGGUCUCAAUUAUCAAACGGUCAGAAGAUGGUAAUGGGAAUUAUAGCAGCAAAUAUAGGUGUGUUUGUCUUGUGGAGAAUACCUAGACUACAAAACUCCAUGAUGAGAUACUUUACAACAGCUAUCACUCAUCCAGUUCCAUCCAUGACCUUGAGCAGCUUCAGCCAUGUUAGUUUUUUACACCUUUGUGUCAACAUGUAUGUGCUCUGGUCAUUUGCAUCAGUCACAGUCAAUCUGAUGGGGCCUGAGCAGUUUGCUGCAUUUUAUAUUAGUGCUGGUACCGUUUCAUCAUUUGCAAGUAUGGCUUGUAACAAGUUGUUGCGACGUCCAAUGGUUGUGUCACUUGGUGCAUCAGGUGCUAUAAUGGCUUUAAUAGGAGCAGUGUGUAUCAAAUUUCCAGAUGCCAGGCUGGGUAUAGCCUUCAUCAGUGACAUUUUCCCUCAUUCAUUUUCUGCAGAUACUGGUAUGAAAGCUAUUUUAGUAUUUGACAUUGCAGGCCUGCUACUAGGCUGGAGAUUCUUAGACCAUGCUGGACAUUUGGGAGGAAUACUGUUUGGCAUAUUGUACACCAAAUAUGGAAAUAGCAGAAUAUGGGGAAAUAGAGAAAGGAUCAUGAGAUGGUGGCAUGAUGUGAGAGGCAAGCCCUGAAAUUUAUUCAAUAAGAACCCACAGUCAGCAAUUUUAGUAUAGUCAUUUAUUUAUACAGAAACUGACCACAAUAAAUAUCCUGUACAAAUAUA
Physella acuta is the source of this 1162-nucleotide messenger RNA. Its product is annotated as presenilin-associated rhomboid-like protein, mitochondrial. NCBI's taxonomy places the organism in Eukaryota, Metazoa, Mollusca, Gastropoda, Physidae. The record is from RefSeq and is a predicted model, not a curated record. Gene Ontology annotation, cellular component: membrane. Gene Ontology annotation, molecular function: serine-type endopeptidase activity.